UACUGCAGAGAGGAAUCCUGCAGCUGUCAAGAAUGUAGAGGAGUGUGUUGUAAUUAAACGGAGUGUUUCUGCGCUCUCUCCGUGCAGAUCUACAGGUCUUGAGGUAAUUUCUUCAAAGCGAUGAAGGAUUCUGUCUAAUCCGUUGACAUACUUUAAGUAUCGUUCCUCGGGUCGCUUCUCGUCAUGGCCUCUUUAACCGUCAGCUCAGCGGCUCGGAGCGUCGACAAGCAUCGGAAGUCCUUCUCGCUGCUGUUCUACCGGGCUGUGCGUGACCUGAAGCCGGUCUGGAUGCUGGAAGACAUGCGGACGAUGGAGGCUUUUUACCAGGAGGAGGACGUAAGCCAGAGAAUGUACACACCGUCAGAGGCGCUGCUGUACGCUAUAGUUCACGAUCACCAGGCGUAUGCCCACUACCUGCUUAGCCGGUACACCGACGAAGCGCUAGCAAAGCCUGGGGAGCGCUUCUGCUGCUGCCCGUCCUCCGCCCCACACCUGUCCAUGGCUGUGCGCUACGACAGGCGCUGCAUUCUCGGCUUCAUCUUACAGGAGACUCACCGGGUACCCAGCGCGUCCGCCUGCACGGACCGAGCCGGCUGCUUUCACAUGGAGGACGGCAGAACCCCUUUACAUCUGGCCUGUGAGCUCCUGCGGCCCGAGGCGGUCAUCAUGCUGCUGGGGAACGGAGCGUCCCCGCACGCCCUGGACCACAACGGCCUGACCCCGCUGGACGUCACUCUGGAGAAACUCAGGGACUCCAAGCAGGUGAGCGGCGGAGAGAAGAGGCAGUGUCUGGACAACCUGCUCAUGUUCAUGCCAAAAGUUCACUUUAAAAUGAAAGCAGCCCUGGCCACAGAGCCGGACUGCUGGAGCGAGGUGCUCGGCGAGGAGACGUACAGGUACCUGGCGGGGAGGAGCCCAGCGCCGCUGCUCCUCAUUGCAAUGCAGACUAUUCUGAAGCAGCUGAGUCCUGCAACCUUCCCGGACAGCCUGCAUGAGCUGCCCAUCCCCCCCUCCCUCAAACCUCCGGGACUGCCUGCAACCCAGCGGGAUCGGCAGAGGGUGGUGUAGCAUCAGUACGACAUGAUGCAUGCUCUGCUGUAUGAUAACUGUAGGAUUUUAGCAUGGUGUGCUUGUGUGUGGGUGUGUGUGGGUGGGGGGGGCAACCUUCAAGACCAAUAAAUGCGCGGAAGGCUGAUGGAUGCAAAUGGGGGAAAAAAGCAGUAACCCCAAUUUGAAAACAGUUUAUUUUUGGGUCAGUGGGUGAGGUUAGGUUAUGGUCAGGGUAAGCCCCAAGAAAAUGAAUGUAACUCUAUGGAAGUUAAUUUACCCAAAAGUGACCUAAGUAAGUGUGUGUGUGUGUGUGUGUGUGUGUGUGUGUGUGUGUGUGUGUGUGUGUGUGUGUUUGCUUGCUGUCUUGUUUGAAGAACUGUAUGGCUACAAAGUGGUUACACUUCAUUAUAGGGCUGCACCAAUAAACACUAAGUCAGGGAGCAAAUGAAUGACUCUUAUCUAAAGAUGUGACUUUUAUCACACUGUCAGCCCACUGAUUGAGUUAACUGGGAGCUGAUGGUUCAUUGGAGCAUAGAGGCAGUUCCAGCAGAGCGAGCAGUGGGAAGACUCGGGAAUAAACAGCCAUAAUCUUUUACUUCUUACACUAAUUCAGGCAUUAAUAACGAGUUUGUCUAAUGUCAUUCGAAAUUGUUACUGUACUGUAUUUAAACCACUGUAUCAUAUCAGAGGAGACCAAUACUGAUAACAGUCUACAUAAAAUGUGUUACUGUUUUUAAUUUAUUUAGCUUGUAUUUAACAGUUAUAUUCAAGAAAGUGAUCCUCGUUUGAAAGCCUGUGACUUGAAAACUGUUUUGAUGACCGAUUAUUUUUUAAAUGAAUAAG
Molecule: messenger RNA, 1893 nt
Organism: Chelmon rostratus (copperband butterflyfish)
Lineage: Eukaryota; Metazoa; Chordata; Actinopteri; Chaetodontiformes; Chaetodontidae
Exons: 1
Coding region: 184-1068 (294 amino acids)
Molecular function (GO): protein binding
Source: RefSeq, a predicted model, not a curated record